AUGGCUGAAAAGCAGCUGGAGGAUCCUAAGUACAUCCCAGCAGAGCAGACCAAGAUGUAUUCACAGAACCAGUUCAGUCUGAGAACACCACAGCCUGGACACAGACAGUCCACACGUAGGGAUCCUAAGAAGUGGGUGAGGUCUGGGUGUGUGAAUGGGGUGCAGCCUAGCAGGGCCAUGAAGUCCCAUCACUCCCCAGAGAACGCGGCCAGGGAGAGGAGCCGUGUGCGUAACCUCCGUCAGGCCUUCCACAGCCUGCAGGCAGCCCUGCCCUCCGUCCCCCGUGACACCAAGCUCUCCAAGCUGGACGUCCUGGUCCUGGCCACCGACUACAUCGCCCACCUUACUGAGACCCUGGAUCAGGGAGGGCCUCUGUCUGAACUCCCACUACCCCCCAGGGCAGGGGGCUACCUCCACCCAGUCAAGAAGUGGCCGAUGCGCUCCUUGCUGUACUGUGGGAGGACUGCUGUCAGCCAAUCAGACGCCAGUGUCAGGAGAGAAGGAGACACAUCCACUGACCCCUAACCCAGAGGUCAACAUGGACAAAUCCAUUUAGUAUUAGGAGCGAUGAAAUACCAAUAUAUCCAACUGUGCUGCUUAUGAAACUGCAAUGAAUUGCAACGUACAUGUAAUGUACUUGCUGAACACGGAAACUCCUACAAUGUCCAGGGGAUUAGAUACAGUGAUUAAGAUAUAAAAUACAAAACCAAAGGAUCGCUUUGCUUAGCACAUUGUACCACUUAUUUAUUACACUGCAUAAAACAUAAAUCACUAAAAGUGUGUAAAAUAAUUUGUUAUGAUCAAAGAGUGCAAU
Messenger RNA from Salvelinus fontinalis (brook trout), 814 nucleotides. RefSeq names its product transcription factor 23-like. The record is from RefSeq and is a predicted model, not a curated record. The transcript is spliced from 3 exons. Lineage: Eukaryota; Metazoa; Chordata; Actinopteri; Salmoniformes; Salmonidae. Gene Ontology annotation, biological process: developmental process; regulation of transcription by RNA polymerase II. The coding region runs from base 1 to 525 and encodes 174 amino acids. Gene Ontology annotation, molecular function: DNA-binding transcription factor activity, RNA polymerase II-specific; RNA polymerase II transcription regulatory region sequence-specific DNA binding; protein dimerization activity.